Messenger RNA from Lotus japonicus, 1964 nucleotides. RefSeq names its product ribulose-1,5 bisphosphate carboxylase/oxygenase large subunit N-methyltransferase, chloroplastic. The transcript has 12 exons. Gene Ontology annotation, molecular function: [ribulose-bisphosphate carboxylase]-lysine N-methyltransferase activity; protein binding; protein-lysine N-methyltransferase activity. The record is from RefSeq and is a predicted model, not a curated record. The coding region runs from base 113 to 1615 and encodes 500 amino acids. Gene Ontology annotation, biological process: peptidyl-lysine monomethylation. Gene Ontology annotation, cellular component: chloroplast. NCBI's taxonomy places the organism in Eukaryota, Viridiplantae, Streptophyta, Magnoliopsida, Fabales, Fabaceae.
AUUGGGAUUGGGACCACGUGGUGAUUCUACCACUACUCAAAGCAGCACCUUCUCUAUAGCAACGGUUCUAUCAAGUUUCAUCAGAUAAGGUGCACUGCAUUCGUUCACAGCCAUGGUCGAAGCUUCAAGGAUCAUGUACACCACCACUCUUCUUCCUAGCUUCACUCCAACAAUUCACAAAACCCAUCUAGGCCACCGUCACCUCACCGUGUCACGCAAGCACCAAGUUCAAUGUUCAGUCUCUGCAAGCACAGAUGGUGCCACACGAAGCCGAACCUCAGCCAUUCCUUGGGGUUGUGAUAUGGAUUCAGUAGAGAACGCUUCAGCUCUGCAGAAAUGGUUGUCGCAGUCAGGGCUUCCACCGCAGAAGAUGGGUAUAGAAAAAGUGGAUGUGGGAGAGAGAGGACUUGUUGCAUUGAAGAAUGUUAGGAAAGGGGAGAAGCUUCUCUUUGUGCCUCCCUCACUUGUCAUUACUGCUGAUUCUGAGUGGAGCUGCCUAGAAGCUGGUGAAGUUUUGAAAAAGAAUUCAGUGCCAGAUUGGCCACUGCUUGCAACUUACCUCAUUAGUGAAGCUAGCCUCAUGAAAUCUUCAAGAUGGUCAAAUUAUAUAUCAGCUUUGCCUCGUCAACCUUACUCACUUCUAUACUGGUCACAAGAAGAACUGGAUCGCUACUUGGAAGCUUCUCCGAUUAGGGAGAGAGCAAUUGAGAGGAUUAAUAAUGUCAUUGGAACAUACAAUGAUUUGAGGCUCAGAAUAUUUUCCAAAUACACUGAUUUAUUCCCUGAAGAGGUGUUCAACAUGGAGUCUUUCAAGUGGUCAUUCGGCAUUCUUUUCUCUCGCAUGGUUCGUUUGCCCUCAAUGGAUGGAAAGGUUGCCUUGGUUCCUUGGGCAGAUAUGCUGAAUCAUAGUUGUGAUGUGGAGACAUUUUUAGAUUAUGAUAAACAGUCAAAGGGGAUUGUCUUUACGACAGAUCGGCCCUAUCAACCAGGUGAGCAGGUUUUUAUUUCAUAUGGGAAAAAAUCUAAUGGGGAGCUUCUGUUAUCAUAUGGAUUUGUUACAAGGGAGGGUGCUAAUCCUAGUGAUUCAGUUGAGUUGUCACUAUCACUCAAGAAAUCUGAUGGGUCCUACAAGGAGAAGUUAGAACUGCUGAAGAAGUAUGGGUUAUCAGGAUCUCAGUGUUUUCCUAUCCGAAUUACUGGUUGGCCAUUGGAGUUAAUGGCUUAUGCUUACUUAGCUGUUAGCCCUUCAAGCAUGAGAGGACAAUUUGAGAAGAUGGCUGCUGCAGCAUCGAAUAAAAUUACUUCCACUAAGGACUUCAAAUAUCCUGAAAUAGAGGAGCAAGCAUUGCAAUUCAUACUAGAUAGCUGUGAAUCCAGUAUAUCAAAAUACAACAAGUUCUUACAGGCAAGUGGAUCACUGGAUUUGGAUGUGACCUCUCCAAAACAACUCAAUCGAAGACUCUUUCUAAAGCAGCUAGCUGUGGACUUGUGUACCAGCGAACGAAGGAUAUUAUACCGUGCUCAAUAUAUAUUGCGAAGACAACUGAGGGAUAUGAGGGAUGGUGAACUAAGGGCCUUCAAACUCUUUGAUGGUGUCCGGAAUUUUUUCAAAUGAGGCCAUUCACGGGUGCAUUGUUUUCUUGUGGAUGUAUCUAUCUUCCCCUUUCAUAUGAUGAACUUUGUUCAGCUCAUACAUGCUGGGUUUAUUGAUAACAUAUAACUGGUAGUUGCUUCUGUCUAUGGAUGGUCCUUUAUGUUCUGAAUCUAAGGCUAUGAUUGGAUUGGUGGAACUUACUAGAGUGGAACAGAACGAAAUGGGAUGGAACAGGAUAAAAAUACAUUUCCAUUGUUACAUUUUAUGAUAGUGUGAAACAAAUUUACCACUGUACUGUUUAGAUACUACCACUGUACUGUUUAGAUACUGGACGAAACAAAAUGAAUUAUACUUUUUAUUUAUUCUUAAA